Peromyscus eremicus (cactus mouse) is the source of this 1578-nucleotide messenger RNA. It is a transcript of the gene Camk4, whose product is annotated as calcium/calmodulin dependent protein kinase IV. Gene Ontology annotation, molecular function: ATP binding; calcium/calmodulin-dependent protein kinase activity; calmodulin binding. The transcript has 11 exons. The record is from RefSeq and is a predicted model, not a curated record. NCBI's taxonomy places the organism in Eukaryota, Metazoa, Chordata, Mammalia, Rodentia, Cricetidae. The coding region runs from base 31 to 1416 and encodes 461 amino acids. Gene Ontology annotation, biological process: protein phosphorylation.
GGCGGCGGCUUCCGGAGUCCCGCGGCUAAGAUGCUGAAAGUCACGGUGCCCUCCUGUUCCUCGUCCUGCUCCUCGGUCACCGGCAGUGGCCCGGGGUCUGGGAACCUCGUUCCGGAUUACUGGAUCGACGGCUCCAACCGGGAUGCUCUGAGCAAUUUCUUCGAGGUGGAGUCAGAGCUGGGACGGGGUGCUACAUCCAUUGUGUACAGAUGCAAACAGAAGGGGACCCAGAAGCCCUAUGCUCUGAAAGUGUUAAAGAAAACAGUGGACAAAAAGAUUGUAAGAACUGAGAUAGGAGUCCUUCUGCGCCUCUCACACCCGAACAUCAUAAAACUUAAGGAAAUAUUUGAAACCCCCAUGGAAAUCAGUCUGGUCCUUGAGCUCGUCACGGGAGGAGAACUAUUUGACAGGAUUGUGGAAAAGGGAUAUUAUAGUGAGCGUGACGCUGCGGAUGCCGUGAAGCAAAUCCUGGAGGCAGUUGCUUACCUGCAUGAAAAUGGGAUCGUCCAUCGUGAUCUCAAACCAGAGAAUCUUCUCUAUGCAACUCCAGCCCCAGAUGCACCUCUCAAAAUCGCUGAUUUUGGACUUUCUAAAAUUGUGGAACACCAAGUGCUCAUGAAGACAGUAUGUGGAACCCCAGGGUACUGCGCACCUGAGAUUCUCCGGGGCUGUGCCUAUGGACCUGAGGUGGACAUGUGGUCUGUAGGGAUAAUCACCUACAUCUUACUUUGUGGAUUUGAACCAUUCUAUGACGAAAGGGGUGAUCAGUUCAUGUUCAGGAGAAUUCUGAAUUGUGAAUAUUACUUUAUCUCCCCCUGGUGGGAUGAAGUAUCUUUAAAUGCCAAGGACUUGGUCAGAAAAUUAAUUGUUUUGGAUCCCAAGAAACGGCUGACGACAUUUCAAGCCCUCCAGCACCCGUGGGUCACAGGUAAAGCAGCUAACUUUGUGCACAUGGACACUGCUCAGAAGAAGCUCCAAGAAUUCAAUGCUCGGCGCAAGCUUAAGGCAGCGGUGAAGGCUGUGGUGGCCUCUUCUCGGCUGGGAAGUGCCAGCAGCAGCCACAGCAGCCUCCAGGAGAGCCACAAGGCCAGCCCAGAUCCAUCCCAAGAGGACAACACAGAUCUUCUGGGAAAGAAAAUGCAAGAAGGGGACCAAGUGGCAGCUGAGGAUACAGCAGCUGAGAUGAGGAGAUCGCCGUCCGAGGAGGAGAAAGAUGCCGGUGUACAAGAUGAGGCCCCCACGCUGGUGCCCCAGGCACUGGAGGGUGACUUGAAGACAGACAACCCAGAAAUGAAGAGGGGCUCAGGGGAGAAGCUGAAGGCGCUGGAGGAGGAAAUGGUCCCCAAAGAUGAGGAGGAAGCCCCUGCUGGGGGAUUUGGGGUUCCACAGCAGGAUGUAAUUCUGCCAGAGUACUAAGCUGGCUUCCUUUAGGUCCAGAGAACAACCCUAGCAUUUUAUGUACUUUGUCCUUCAGCAAGGAAGGUGGGGAAGCAUGAUAUGCACUAUAGUGAUUCUGUUUUGAGGUGCAAAAAAAAAACAAAAACAAAAAAAACCAUAUAUACCAGUUGGUAAUCCUAA